Ipomoea nil (Japanese morning glory) is the source of this 735-nucleotide messenger RNA. Its product is annotated as cleavage stimulation factor subunit 50-like. Gene Ontology annotation, molecular function: protein binding; RNA binding. Gene Ontology annotation, biological process: mRNA 3'-end processing. The coding region runs from base 136 to 735 and encodes 199 amino acids. The record is from RefSeq and is a predicted model, not a curated record. The transcript has 8 exons. Gene Ontology annotation, cellular component: mRNA cleavage stimulating factor complex. Lineage: Eukaryota; Viridiplantae; Streptophyta; Magnoliopsida; Solanales; Convolvulaceae.
CUUGAAAAUUAUGGGAGUAGCAUUGCUGGCUCUAGAAAACCCAAGAAUUGCUCAUAAUUUAAUGCCAAUAGAACUUUACUUGCCUGCCAGAAGAUAAUCUCCAGAAGGGCUGCAAGAGCCGUUGCAUCAGCUACAAUGACACCAUUGACUGUUGAAACUCCUCCUAAUAGGAUACUUGAAUUGGUUGCAAAGGGUCUUGCAGCUGAGAAGGAUGAAGUGUUAAGAGGAGUUUCUUCAGCUGCACCUUUUGAUCCAACUCUAGCUGCUGGAUAUGGCUCCAUACCAGCCCCUCGGGCAAUUUCUGUUGAUUUUAGUUCUGCACAUGACACCAAAGGCUCAUCAAAAAAUUUUCCAAAACAUGAAAGUCGACAUAUUUCUGAGCACAAGAGUAUUGCUAGAUGUGCAAGAUUUAGUUGUGAUGGAAGGUUUCUUGCUACUGGAAGUGCAGACCCGCCAAUCAAACUCUUUGAAGUUUCAAAAGUGAAACAAAUGUUGCAGUCAGACUCAAGAGAUGGCCCAGUGAGGCCAGUUAUACGAACAUUCUAUGAUCAUACACAACCAAUUAAUGAUUUAGAUUUUCAUCCUCAAAAUGCAGUUGUGAUUCUGGGGCAAAAGAUCACACCAUCAAGAAUGAGUUUGUUUUUCAGUUUGGAAGUAAUUAUGGGAGUAAUUCGUAAAAGAAUGAGGGUGACCCGGGGGUCCGGGUUAUACAACCCGAAUAUAUGUCGAAUGUGA